This is a messenger RNA of Micropterus salmoides (largemouth bass), 744 nucleotides long. RefSeq names its product BRICK1 subunit of SCAR/WAVE actin nucleating complex (gene brk1). Gene Ontology annotation, molecular function: protein-containing complex binding. NCBI's taxonomy places the organism in Eukaryota, Metazoa, Chordata, Actinopteri, Centrarchiformes, Centrarchidae. Gene Ontology annotation, biological process: regulation of actin polymerization or depolymerization; cell motility; actin filament organization. Gene Ontology annotation, cellular component: SCAR complex. The transcript has 3 exons. Bases 44 to 271 code for a protein of 75 amino acids. The record is from RefSeq and is a predicted model, not a curated record.
CUAUCCUUGAUUGAACGCUACGCCAAGCUACGAGUUAUUCAACAUGGCCGGCCAGGAAGACCCAGUGCAGAGAGAGAUUCACCAAGAUUGGGCGAAUCGAGAAUAUAUAGAAGUUAUUACGAGCAGCAUCAAAAAAAUCGCCGAUUUUCUUAACUCAUUCGAUAUGUCGUGUCGAUCCCGCUUGGCCACCCUCAAUGAGAAGCUGACAGCCUUGGAGAGGAGGAUUGAAUAUAUUGAGGCGAGGGUGACAAAGGGAGAAACCUUGACCUAGAACUCAUCAUGGAAAUUCAUAGCAUCCCCGAGUUACCUUCCCAUCCCCCACCCUGAUUUUUUGGGGCAAAGUGUGAUGGAUUCCACCCUCCUUUUUGGGGAUCAUGUGGACCAUUUUUAUAUUAUAUGGCUGAGUUUUGUGUUGUUUUCUCAUGACACAUUUGUAUAGAAGAUAUGGGUAUGUUAUGGAUGUCAGUGACUCAAGCAUAAUCAAUGUUACAAAACUAACAAAAGCUCUGUAAGUAUUGGUUUCAAAGAAUAUUGUGAAGCUCAAUUAUGGAUCUGGUAUCAGCACAACUUAUUGACCAUCUGUGUUCAGUGUCAUUACCACAUCAGCGAUUUAAGAGAGGGAACAUUCUUGUGUGCCAGCUUGAAAAAGUAAUUGUGUAGUCAUCUUUAUUAAGGAGCUGCUUGUACAGUGAACUGUUUGGUGAUGUUUCAGGAUUUGCAUACUGUAAUAAAGGAUAAACAGUG